Messenger RNA from Melospiza melodia melodia, 2564 nucleotides. RefSeq names its product thyroid stimulating hormone receptor (gene TSHR). The transcript has 10 exons. The record is from RefSeq and is a predicted model, not a curated record. Bases 16 to 2307 code for a protein of 763 amino acids. Gene Ontology annotation, biological process: hormone-mediated signaling pathway; activation of adenylate cyclase activity; adenylate cyclase-activating G protein-coupled receptor signaling pathway. NCBI's taxonomy places the organism in Eukaryota, Metazoa, Chordata, Aves, Passeriformes, Passerellidae. Gene Ontology annotation, cellular component: plasma membrane. Gene Ontology annotation, molecular function: thyroid-stimulating hormone receptor activity; G protein-coupled peptide receptor activity.
GAGGGACGGCGGAAGAUGCUGUGCCUCAUGGUAGCCUUCCUUCACCAGUUGCUGCUGGUGCUGGUGCUGUGCAGCCGGGGCACGGAGAGGUGUCCUUCAGCCUUCUGCGAGUGCUCUGACUGGGAGGACUACAAAAUCACUUGCAGGGACAUCUACUUUAUUCCCAGCCUCCCGGAGGACACCCAGACCCUGAGAUUUUUGGAGACUCAUCUAAGAAAAAUUCCAAGUGAUGCUUUUUCCAAUCUCCCCAACAUCUCUAGGAUUUACAUCUCUAUAGAUGAAACACUUCAGAGUCUGGAGGCCCAUUCCUUCAACAGUUUAAGCAAAGUCACUCACAUUGAAAUUCGAAAUCUUAGGAACUUGGAUUACAUAGAUCCAGAUGCCUUUAAAAACCUCCCACUUUUGAAAUACCUUGGUAUUUUUAAUACUGGACUCAAAGUAUUUCCAGACCUCAACAAAAUCUAUUCAUUUGAUGUGAAUUUUUUGCUUGAAAUUGCAGAUAAUCCUUAUAUGACUUCAGUGCCUGCAAAUGCUUUCCAUGGGCUUUGUAAUGAAUCUCUAACCCUAAAACUCUACAAUAAUGGUUUUACCAGUAUUCAAGGCCAUGCUUUUAAUGGGACAAAUCUGGAUGCUAUCUAUCUGCACAAGAACAAAUACCUCAAAGUUAUCAAUGAUGAUGCAUUUCUGGGAGUGUACAGUGGACCAACUCUACUGGACGUCUCCAGAACAGCUGUUGCCAACCUGCCAGCCAAAGGAUUGGAAAGCCUGAAAGAACUAAUGGCCAAAAAUACGUGGACUUUAAAGAAAUUACCAGCUGUAAAGGUAUUUCUUCAGCUAAUGCGAGCUGACCUAUCAUACCCAAGUCACUGCUGUGCUUUCAAGAGCUGGAAAAAAAAAAGUGGGAUCCUGGAGUACCUGAUGUGUAACCAGAGCAGCCACAGCUUUCAGAAGAGAUCAGUCAAGACUCUCAGAGACCCAUUUUACAAAGAUUAUGCAGAAGAAUACACAGACCACACCAACGCUGUGUAUGACACAAACACCAAGUUCACAAGUUUUCAUGAAAAUCCCCAUUAUUACAUUUUUUUGGAGGAGCAUGGAGAUGGAAAUCUUGGCUUUGGCAAAGAGCUCAAGAACCCUCAAAUGGAAGAUGUGCAGACCUUUGACAGUCAUUAUGACUAUCCUGUCUGUGGAGGCAAUGAAGACGUAAUAUGCACGCCAGAGCCUGAUGAGUUUAAUCCCUGUGAAGAUAUAAUGGGAUAUCAGUUUCUGAGGAUUGCGGUGUGGUUUGUGAACCUGCUUGCCAUCCUAGGCAACAGUUUUGUUCUUUUCAUCCUUCUCACCAGUCAUUAUAAACUGACUGUACCUCGCUUUUUGAUGUGUAACUUGGCCUUUGCUGACUUUUGCAUGGGGCUGUACCUCCUCCUGAUUGCUUCAGUGGAUCUCUACACCAGGUCAGAGUACUACAACCACGCCAUAGAGUGGCAGACGGGGCCUGGCUGCAACACAGCUGGGUUCUUCACGGUGUUUGCCAGCGAGCUGUCUGUGUACACCCUGACCGUCAUCACCCUGGAGCGCUGGUACGCCAUCACCUUCGCCAUGCGGCCCGACCGCAAGAUCCGCCUGCGGCACGCCGUGCUCGUCAUGCUGGCAGGGUGGCUCUCCUGCAUCCUGCUCGCCCUCCUGCCACUGCUCGGAGUCAGCAGCUACAGCAAAGUCAGCAUCUGCUUGCCCAUGGACACGGAAACGCCAGUGGCUGAAGCCUACAUUGUGUUUGUUUUAAUAUGUAACAUUAUUGCUUUCAUCAUCAUUUGUGCCUGCUACAUAAAAAUCUACGUAACUGUGAGAAACCCCCAGUACAAGUCAGGGGACAAAGACACCAAAAUUGCCAAGAGGAUGGCUGUGUUGAUUUUCACAGACUUUCUGUGCAUGGCUCCCAUCUCUUUCCAUGCUCUAUCUGCCAUUAUGAACAAACCGCUGAUAACUGUCUCCAAUUCCAAGAUUUUGCUGGUACUUUUCUACCCGCUCAAUUCUUGUGCCAACCCCUUCCUUUACGCUAUUUUCACCAAAGCUUUCCGCAGAGAUGUGUUCAUCCUGCUAAGCAAGUUUGGCAUAUGUGAGCAUCAGGCUCAAGUCUACAGAGGUCAGACAGUCUCAGCCAAAAACAGCAGUGGGUCUUAUGGGCAGAGAAUCAGCCGAGGGAUAGGUCAGGCUCUUACAAGCAUUCAAGACCCAGUAAAUGAUUACCUUCCCGCUGUGACGAUGCAGAACCAAAUUCUCAUAGAAGAAUGCAAGCAAACUGAGCUCUAACAUCUCAAAGUAUCACAGCCAAAACCUGGGCAAGAGGUGAUUGUGCAUAUGUGAAUCAAGCGAAAAGAUAAUAUUGUCCAUAUCCUUUUCCCCUAGGUUAUGCUUUGCUAUAGCUGAAAGUACCUCUGGAGUGGUCUUCUUUCAGACAAACCACUUAUUUGAAACUCUUAUCAGUGCAGGGCAAAGCACAUGGUCCUGAUGAUAAUUCUAGAAGUAGAUGUGAAUGCUCUAUAGGAAAAUUUUAUAUAUAUAAAUAU